Messenger RNA from Melanaphis sacchari, 2175 nucleotides. It is a transcript of the gene wkd, whose product is annotated as TBC1 domain family member 10B. Bases 876 to 2009 code for a protein of 377 amino acids. The record is from RefSeq and is a predicted model, not a curated record. The transcript is spliced from 8 exons. NCBI's taxonomy places the organism in Eukaryota, Metazoa, Arthropoda, Insecta, Hemiptera, Aphididae.
GAUUGAGUAUUUAUCUACCACUGGUCCGCCAGUCACCGCCGCCGCAACAGCAACACUUGUCCACUGUCGGCGAUUCACACUCCACUCUGCCCCGCACUCUUACACACACCACUCCGAUUGGCACUCGGCAUUUCGGCCGUUGUGCCGUAUCAGUCGUUUACCGUCGUGCAGUGUGUGCGGUUUGUGCUGUUGCGUUAUUAGUGAUAGUGUUGUCCGUCGCUUGCUCGGGCCCUGAUCUCUCACUUUUUUUUGUCUAUCGGCCUUGGCGAACGACCGAUAUUAAUGUUAUUAUUAUUAUCAUUAUCAUUAUCAUUCGACGACAAUAUCAAAUGCCCACCGCCUCUACCAACGAAGAAAAAAUACCGAGAAAAAUAGGAAAACUCGGAAUUACUCGCGUUAUCCCGUUCUCGUAAUCAUCGCCGCCACUUGUCGAUCGCAAUUCGUGGGUACCUAUUACCUUAAUCAUUCUGUUAUCUUCCGCCGCGUGUGAUGGAUUGAAUAGAAAGCUGUGCACGCACAGCGCGCCACCACCGAUCCUCAUAAGACGCGCGUUACGCUUACGUCCGACUCGCCGCGUCCGUAUGCAGUGCGUAAAUUACUGUUAUUAGUGUUAUUUAUUUAUAUUAUUUAUCAUAAUAUAUUAAAUCGUAGUUUAUUUUUAUUUACUAACCAUACACUGUUGUUCGCUGUUCAUGGUUUUGUCGUGUAGAUAAGUAUCGUGUUCGAAGAUCACAACACCUUGGUAAACCUAAACCUUCCUAUGCUAAUGACAGUUUUUAAGACCCGAGUAUCUACAGAUCGAUAUUAAUUAUAGUAAGUUUCACCUGUACAGGUCGUUCGGAUUCGUUUAUUACACGGAAUAAUAUUCUAAUAAUAUGAAAGCAGCGAGUCCGUUCCCUGUUAACAAAAUGGAAAAUCGAUAUGUUGACAAUGACGAAGACAACUAUUCAGAUGCCAGCUCAUCGCUGGCUCCUAACGGUUCUGUAGUGUCUACAGUGCCAGAUAGACAUGGUUUCCUAGGUGGUGCCCAAUAUCUGAACGAAUCGAAACACAUGAUAUCAGCUAACAAAACAAUAGAACGUGAACGAAAAUGGCUUAAUAUGACUGCCAAUUGGGAUAAACAAAUGAUUAGGAAUUUUAGAAAAGUACAGAACAGAUGUAGAAAAGGAAUACCUCAAUCAAUCAGGCCUAGAGCAUGGUUGUACUUGACUAAAGCAAAUAAAUUGUUGGACCAAAAAAAAAAUUUGUAUUUUAAGUUAUGUGACCAGCCAGGAGAUCGUAAAUGGAUUGAAGACAUUAGAAAAGAUCUACAUCGACAGUUCCCAUAUCAUGAGAUGUUUGUCGACAACGAUGGAACUGGCCAAAAAGAGUUAUUCAAUGUUCUCAAAGCGUAUACAAUAUUAAACCCUGUAAUUGGAUAUUGUCAAGCACAAGCUCCAAUUGCUGCAUUUCUUCUCAUGCACAUGCCAGCUGAGCAAGCAUUUUGGUGUUUCGUAGCAAUUUGUGACGAUUAUCUUAGUGAUUACUACAGUCCAGGAAUGGAAACAUUGAUUAGAGAUGGUAAUAUACUUUUUGCAUUGUUAAAAGAACGUGAACCAAAAAUUUAUAAACUUUUGAAAAAGCAAAGUAUUGAUCCAAUUAUGUAUAUGACUGAAUGGUUUUUAUGUGCUUUCACAAGAACAUUGCCAUGGCCCACUUUGUUGAGGUUUUGGGAUAUAUUUUUGUUUGAUGGCAUUAAAACGUUUUUCAAAAUGGGUUUAAUAAUGAUUAAAAUAUCAUUACCAGAAAAAUCAUAUUCAGAUCUCAAAAAACGUUUUCCUACCAUGUGUGAAACUUUAGAAGCUUUACGAAAUCCACCUUUACAUAUGCUCGAGGAAGAAAAAAUUAUUAAAAAGCUCAUACUAUUAGAAAUACCUGAAGAUACAUUCAAAUAUUACCAUAUACAACAGUCCUCGUUGAGACGAAAAACAAAAGAAGCAAAAAAACUUCGAGAAACUGACGUGUUCUGAAUACUUGCAAUGACUAUUUUACAAAAAGUUACCUUAAAGAAAACAGGUUAAAAUAAGAGUAUAAUCUUGAUCUAAUAUAUAAAAUAUAUAUUGAACUGGUCCUUUAAUAUUAUAUAUUAUCAAAAAAGAAUUUAUAUAAUAAUUGUUAGUCUUCCAUAUUCAUAAU